CACAUGUGUGCGUAAACUAAUGCAGAUGGUGAUUUAUCUUUUGCAGAUCCUUAUCACAGCCAUUGUGGCUGUAUCGGCUGCCCCUCAGGGCUACAACUAUGACAGGCCUUCAGGUCCCGGUUUCCACUCUGGAAACUGUGGUCCUGGACAAGUACUGCACGUUGAUGGCAGGUGUGUUACUCCACAUGUGACCCGCCGUGUGUACGUGUUCGACGUACCUCCCCACCCGCCGAGCUACGGACCCCCGCCCCAAAUCCCUCCACCAUCCGUUGAGACAAACCUUCUGUUCAUCCGAACUCCUGAAGAAGGACAAGGACCAGGACCCAUCGUUGUGCCUCCACCACAGCAGAAACAUGUCGUGUACGUUCUCAACAAGCAGUCCGAACAAGGACCAGAAGUGAUCGAAGUCCCCUCACCACCAGCAACCAGUCCUGAAGUUUACUUCGUGAACUAUGCUGACGGCGAGAACCCAGUUCUUCCCGGUGGCGUUGAUCUUCACAGUGCCCUGGGUGCAGCUGCUCAAGGAGGCGGUCAAGUGAUUGGAGGCGCUGGAGGUUUCGGAGAUGGCGCUGGAGGUUUCGCAGCUGGCCCUGGAGGUUUCGCAGCUGGCCCUGGAGGUUUCGCAGCUGGCCCUGGAGGUUUCGCAGCUGGCCCUGGAGGUUUCGGAGCCGGCGCUGGAGGUUUAGGAGCUGGUGCUGGAGGUUUCGGACCCGGCGCUGGAGGUUUCGGAGCCGGCGCUGGAGGUUUAGGAGCUGGCGCUGGAGGUUUCGGACCCGGAGCUGGAGAUUUCGGACCCGGCGCUGGAGGUUUCGGACCCGGAGCUGGAGGUUUCGGACCCGGCGCUGGAGGUUUAGGAGCUGGCGCUGGAGGUUUAGGAGCUGGCGCUGGAGGUUUCGGACCCGGAGCUGGAGAUUUCGGAGCCGGCGCUGGAGGUUUCGGUGGCGCUGCCGGAGGAGGUGCUGGCGGUUUCGGAGGUGGUGCUGGAGGCUUUGGUGGCAAUGCUGGAGGUUUUGCCGGCGGUGCUGGUGGCUUCGGAGGCGCUGGAGGAGUCGGAGGUGGUUUCGGAGAUGGUGGGCAUUCUUCAGCUCCCUCAACUGGUUAUGGCACACCAUAAACCUGCAUUUGCUGCACACAACUGCGGGUUCUUAUUAUGAAGUCAAAGCGAAAACGUUGGCUACAAUAUUUUAUUUAUUAACAUAUUUUUCAUUGGUUAAAUCUAUAUAUACAUACAAAAUUUGUAUAUGUAUUUAUUCUUCUAAUAAAGAGCUUAUUAUCAA
Messenger RNA from Penaeus chinensis, 1277 nucleotides. Its product is annotated as glycine-rich cell wall structural protein-like. The record is from RefSeq and is a predicted model, not a curated record. The coding region runs from base 20 to 1114 and encodes 364 amino acids. Lineage: Eukaryota; Metazoa; Arthropoda; Malacostraca; Decapoda; Penaeidae. The transcript has a single exon.